GAGGUGAUGUACUAUUUUUUUCGCAAAAUAGAAUAAGUAAAAUCUAUUUCUUGCAAUAUAUAUGGUUAAGUAUAGAAUCUUUAAAUAGCCUUAAGAGGAUUUGAGUUUGAGAUUUGUAAGCAUUGUAUCAAAAUCAGACCCUUGAAUUAUCUUAUACGGUGGCUGGUAAAUUCGCACCAGAUAUACAUUGUUGCAGUUCCCAUGUUAUCUAGUGCUUGUUAUGCGGUUUCAUUGUCAUGGUAUUGGAAGUAUGUCUACACUCUAUCAUCGAUAGCGAAACGUACACUCUUCUCCCAAAGGCAAAGAGAAAAAGCCAAAACACAUACGUGGGAGACAGAUUGAAAGUUCCAAUUCCAUACACGGCCCUCUUGCAGAAGCCUCUCCAUCUCUAGCAUUUUGCCACCUCUUUUGUUUCUGUUUUUGUUUUGUUUUGUUUAAUCCUUUCAGUCCAACUGUUAUUGCUGUGCUGUCCAUUCUUCCUUUUCUUGCUUUGCAGCCGUAACAGUUACUUGAUAUAUUUUUCUACUAUUUUUCAAAUCCUGUAGCCUUGGUUUUUUGUUGGCUCAUAUAACGAGGCCAAGGUGACUUCCUUUUCGGUUGAUGUCCUCCCCCUCCCUUCUUUUAGCCUCAUUUAACUCAUCUUUUUACCAUCCACGUUCCAUCCUUUCUUACAGAGAGAGAUACAGAGAUAUAUACAAGGUUGCAAUGUGCGCAAGCCAUCUUUUUUGCAUUAAGCAGGUGGCAUUCAGUCACUGAACCUCUCUUUGACACUUUUCAGCAACUCAGAUUCACUUCUUUUCUACACUGCCAACUAUUCAAAUUCUCACCUUCCUUCUCACUCUGUAGUCUCUACUUUACGGUUAUCCCCUCUAAAGGCUUUUCUCACUCACUUUCUCUGGGUUAAAAUGGCCUGCUUUCAAAAUUCUGUAUGUUGCCACAGAAACAGACAACUGGGCAUCUCUUUGCUCUUCGUCUUUGUUUCAAGCUUGGUCCAAGUCAGCUUCAUGGCUGAAGGUAGAGCAAUACCCAAGGAAACGGAGACUUCACCCUUGCAGAAACGAAUGGAAGAGGAUAAAUUGUUGAUCACUAGGAGUAUGAUAGGCUCAAGCCCCCCAAAAUGUGAGAGAAGGUGCAGCUCCUGUAAGCACUGUGAGGCAAUUCAGGUCCCAGUGACAACCCAACUACAAGCCCACGGAGGCCAUUUCUCUGCAGUUUCAUACUACAGCGGUCGUGAUAUCUCCAACUACAAGCCUAUGAGCUGGAAGUGCAAGUGCGGCAACUUGAUUUUCAAUCCUUAAUGGAGCUGUGUGGAUCUCUGACUUUAAUUGUAUAGGUCAUUUUUCCUUAUGUAUGAGUUAGCUUCGAUUUUCCCUGUAGUGUCUUGCAUUCUGCAGAAUUCUUCUUUUCUACUACUUGCUAACCUUUUUCUUUCCUUUGACAUCACUCAUUAAUGCAAUGACAAGUCCAGUGGCAGUUUCUUCUA
Mangifera indica (mango) is the source of this 1483-nucleotide messenger RNA. RefSeq names its product EPIDERMAL PATTERNING FACTOR-like protein 2. Lineage: Eukaryota; Viridiplantae; Streptophyta; Magnoliopsida; Sapindales; Anacardiaceae. Bases 906 to 1298 code for a protein of 130 amino acids. The transcript has 3 exons. Gene Ontology annotation, biological process: stomatal complex development; guard cell differentiation. The record is from RefSeq and is a predicted model, not a curated record.